AUGCGCCUAAAAUCAAACACAGCUGUAUGCCCACGCAUAUACGGACAACCCAAAGCGCACAAACCCAACUUGCCACUGCGCCCGGUGGUCCCCAAUAUCACAGCACCGACAUAUCAACUUGCCAAGUUCAUAGGCAGUAUACUAAAAUCAUCAUUCCACAGUGAGUACAACACACCCGACAGUUUCCAGUUCACCGAGUAUAUACAACAGGCCACCCUUCCACCUGACUAUGUCCUAGUGUCGUUUGAUGUGGUCUCUCUGUACACAAACAUACCAACAGAGCUGGUCACCCAUGAUAUCAUCAUGGACUGGCGUAACAUUAAAGUUCACACCAACAUUAAUUUGGAUUUGUUUCUCGAGCUAGUCGAGUUUUGUAUUAAAAGCAGUUACUUCAGAUUCCGGGAAAAACACUACAAGCAAACGUUCGGCACAGCCAUGGGCAGCCCCCUAUCGCCCAUUCUAGCUGAUAUUAUUAUGGAAAACUUACUACAAACUUCAAUCAAACGACUUCCAUUCACCAUUCCGGUAAUCCGCAAAUAUGUUGACGAUCUAUUCUUGGCGCUCCCCAAAGACAAAGUACAACAAACUCUGGAUACUUUUAACGCAUACAAUCAACAUCUACAGUUUACAAAAGAAGAGGAGAUCGACAACAAACUUCCGUUCUUAGACACAGUAGUAACUCGACAUUCAGACCAAACACUAUCUACACGCUGGUACGCAAAACCGAUAGCAUCAAGCCGUCUUCUGAACUACCAUUCUUUCCACCCGCUAUCGAUGAAAAUGAACGUCGCUCAACAAUUCAUUAAAAGAGUGACUGGUCUCACCACGGAUAACUGCCCUAACUUGCAGCAAAAUAUAAUUUUUCAACAUCUCCGUAGGAACAAUUACCCAUCAUCACUCAUCAACAGACUUAUAUCCCGCAAUGCAAAAAUAUUCUGCCCCUCCAAUAACUCUCAACAACCGGAUAAAAAUAAAAAUGCAUCUAACACAAGAGAUCCACCCAACGAUAGCAGUCCGUCCACCGACCAGGUUUACAGAUCACUGCCAUACGUACCAUCACUCAGUACAUCUAUAGUAAGCAUUCUAAAAUCCGAUUACCCAAAUGUUAAAAUAGCAUCAAAACCAAUCAGCACCACAUCCAAACUAAUGCUGAACGUCAAAGACCCCGUAGAUCCUCUGUUGCAAUCUAAUGUCAUCUACAGUCUGCCUUGUGGGAACUGCCCAAUGUACUACAUAGGAAUGACACGGAAUCAGCUCAAAACAAGACUGUACGGCCACAAAACCAACAUAAACCAGUAUGUACGAUUAAAAACCGACGGCGCAAUCACCACCGACGAACAGCUGAUCAGUCUCGGUGAGAAAACCGCUCUCAUCGAACACAUGAUCAAAAACGACCACAAUUUUGAUCUCACCAAAGCUAAGAUCAUUGAUAAAACCUAUCGAUCGACGGCUCUACCAAUACUUGAAAUGUGCCACAUCUCAAACACCGCCAACACCGUCAACCAUCGCACCGAUGUAGAUGGUCUCAACACUACCUACGCCGGCAUCCUACACACACUGAAAACGACCAGCACUCGAAGAAAUAGAAACACAGAAACCAAUGAUGACAGUUGUUUUGGCUCACAAUUGCUAUCAAUCCCUCCAUACGCAAUCAGUGGGUCACCAUCUUCAAACCAGACGUUGGACCACUUCGUGCAUACAUAG
Topomyia yanbarensis is the source of this 1704-nucleotide messenger RNA. RefSeq lists its product as uncharacterized. The coding region runs from base 1 to 1704 and encodes 567 amino acids. The transcript has a single exon. Lineage: Eukaryota; Metazoa; Arthropoda; Insecta; Diptera; Culicidae. The record is from RefSeq and is a predicted model, not a curated record.